AUGCCUUCUCCAAGCAGAAGCUUGGCGAAUCUAUCUUUCAUUAGUUCAGUUUCGGACCAUUCCGACUCCGGUUUCACUGCCUUCUUCGUCGGAAUCAACAUGUGCCUCCCGUCGAUCACCGGCGGCAUCAGAGUAACCGGCGGCGCGUACACCUCGUUGUCCAACUCAGGCGCGUCACAGAAUGGUGGAGCGAGCGAACAAGACGUCGUGGGGAGAGAAGUGGGAUCUCUUCCACGACGAAACACUCCCCAUUUCUCCUCAACCAGGUCAAUUGCUACCGUGUCAGCAACUGCAGCAGGGCAUUGCAAGAGGGUGUUGGUACACGAAAAGACUCGAUGGAAGUUCAAUUAG
This is a messenger RNA of Linum trigynum, 351 nucleotides long. Lineage: Eukaryota; Viridiplantae; Streptophyta; Magnoliopsida; Malpighiales; Linaceae. The record is from the annotation of a GenBank genome assembly.